ACUUGACCGAGUCGAUACUAUCCGGUUGUGAAAACAUAGAUUCUAAUCAGCCCAAGCAGGACUGCACACAAAAGGGCAGCAAAGUCAGAAUUGGGGUACCAAAGGUCAGCAAUACCAGCAGAAAGAAAAGGAAAAUGGCGUCGUCGAAGGGGAUCGGAAUCGGAGGAGGCGCCGGCGGGCCAAAAACCACCGCACCGGUGACGACGGAGUUAGAUAAGUUAAGCAUGGAGCAGUUAAGAGCCGUAAAAGAACAGGCCGAUCUCGAAGUCAAUCUUCUCCAAGACAGCCUUAGCAACAUCCGCACUGCCACUGCUCGUCUCGACAUCGCCUCAAAUGCUCUGAAUGACCUCUCCCUCCGGCCCCAAGGGAAGAAAAUGCUGGUGCCUUUGACGGCAUCGCUUUAUGUUCCGGGAACACUGGAUGAUGCUGACAAGGUGCUUGUGGACGUUGGCACUGGAUAUUUCAUUGAGAAAACAAUGGUGGAAGGAAAAGAUUAUUGUGAGCGAAAGAUUAACUUGCUAAAGUCCAACUAUGAUCAGCUUCUUGAGGUGGCUACUAAGAAGAAAAGUAUAGCUGAUGAGGUUGGAAUUGUCUUACAGGCCAAGUUGAGGCAACUCGCGCCAUCACAAUAGGAAAUUAUCGACUUUUGUAAUAUCCAGUAUCAGACUGUGCAUCAUAAACCUUUAUGUUGACUUGCUAACUUCAUAAACUAGUUUAGGUUUUCCUUGUUCAAUUGGCGGAAUGGGCUUGUGCAGAGUUAGUUGAAAAGCAUAUCUUAGUGCAGGUCAUUGUUGAGAUUGAAGUGAGUGGAGUUAAAAGCUGACAUUUUAGCGGAACAUAAAAAAUAUCUAAAGUUUAUUGUAUUUAACUUUAAUAUUAGUGUUAUUACUGCUAUUCUUUUGGUUGUUUUCAAGUUAAAA
Molecule: messenger RNA, 920 nt
Organism: Coffea arabica (coffee)
Lineage: Eukaryota; Viridiplantae; Streptophyta; Magnoliopsida; Gentianales; Rubiaceae
Product: prefoldin subunit 5
Biological process (GO): protein folding; RNA polymerase II core complex assembly; RNA polymerase I assembly
Cellular component (GO): cytoplasm; prefoldin complex
Source: RefSeq, a predicted model, not a curated record